Owenia fusiformis is the source of this 1318-nucleotide messenger RNA. NCBI's taxonomy places the organism in Eukaryota, Metazoa, Annelida, Polychaeta, Sabellida, Oweniidae. The record is from the annotation of a GenBank genome assembly.
UGAACACACUGUGAACUAUUAGUCCUGCAAUAUGCAUGGAUGUAGUCAUACUGAAACGACAAAACAAUAAGGACACACAGUAAUUUUGAUUACAAUUGAUGCAAAUAUAUUUGAGAAAUGGAAGAGGCCAAAGUGCAUUUGGCUGAAAAGGGUUGGGCAAUAAUCGAGAAUGCACUGGACCAUGCAGAUUGUGACCGCUACGUGAAUAAAUACAAACAAUGGCUCCAACAUGUCAAAAAGGUUGAAGGAGGUUUCCCAGAAAACUAUAAAAGCUUGCUCACUGAAUACAGAUCAGGACACAUGGAACCAAGUUGGGAGAUACGCCUCAAAGUGAAACCCCUAUUCGCAAAACUCUGGGGAACUGAUAAACUUCUGUCCAGUUUUGAUGUGGCAGCAAUUGGGAGGCCACCAGAAGAGGGCGCCACUGAGUUCCAAACAGAAGGCUCUCAUUGGUUACAUUGUGACCAAUCAGCAGAGAGGAUUGGCUUGCAUGGCUACCAGGGAGCAGUGUACCUAGAGACGGCUGAUGAGGAUGACUGGUGUUUCCAUGUCUUGGAGGGUUCCCAUGGUUACCACACAGAUUUCUAUGAUGAACAUCCCCAGCAUAUAAAUAACAGUAUAAAACAGACAUACCAUAACCUCACUAAUGAUGAAGUUACCUGGUAUAAGAAUAAAGGGGCUGUUGAAAAACGUAUUGGAGUGCCAAAAGGGGGACUUCUUUUGUGGGACUCUAGAACAAUCCACGCUAAUGCUCUGCCUAUAAAAGGGCGCAAACAUCCGAAAAGAUGGCGUUACAUUCUUAUUGUUGCUAUGUUACCAGCAAUCUGGACCAAUGAGGGUGAUCUUGCAACAAAGCAGGAAUCAUAUGAGAAAAUGUACAACACUGGUCACUGGGCUGCAGAGGGAGUAGAAUAUUAUCCACCUGGUAAACACACCAAUGAUCAAAACAGCAUCACUGAACUCCCUGCCAUUGCAAAGACUAUUGAGGCCAAGCAGCUAGCAGGAGUGAUUCCAUAUGACUUCUAUGAUGGUGAACCAUGUGGUCCAGAGUGGAGGCCAGAGUGGAAAACUUAUGAAGAAUCAUGUAGAAAGUGGGGCAAAGAUAAUGUGGGACCUAGAGAAGCAAACCAAUAUCUAUAAACGCAAGAGAUAUACUUGUAUAGAAAUUGUAUAAAAUCACUGAAUGCCCCUUACAAUAAAAUGGACGGGUCAAUAAACAUUUAAUUUAGAAACGUUUAAAAAAGACGAUUUCCUCAAUAAAAUACUAACCUGUUGCCAGGAUGAACAAGGCAGGAACAUGCAAAAUAUCACCACCUAC